AUGUUACACCGUGCCAUUGACCGAGUAGGAAUCCUUCCGUCGGAAGCAUACAGCAUUGGCGUGUUUUCUGCACUGAGUAAUCUCAUUAUUCCAUUUUUGUAUUGUUACAGUUUUGCUUCACCUAUGCCUGUAGGCCGUGACACACGCUUUAUUCCCCCGUCUUCGUUCCCAAAUGUUGGUAGCACGGACAACGUCGUUAUUCCGAGUCAAAUUAUGGACUUUCCUACGUCAGAAGUGUUGGUGGUAUCGCCUUCGGUGAACAUUUGCCUUGCCGCCGCCAUAUAUCUCUUUGCCAGAGAAUUCGUCAAUGUUACCGGCGUGGAUACCUCGACGAUCCCAGCAGACUUAACCCUGGACCAUGUCCUAGCAAACUAUGUCCAACACGUCCACGUCAUGUCUUGCAAUGGCCAGGACUUAACGGGUACAUUCCCUUUUAUUGGUGCUGAAGGUUGUGCGGCGCAUGUUAUAAAUGCUGCUUGGUUCGUACGAAUGCUCAUUUCCUUUGUCACUGUUAGCUUAGUUUUCGCACAGGCAUUUGUUCGCCGACAAAUAAGUCAAUUUGUCAAAACGGGGAUUAAAGUAGGGGUGUUUCUUCGGCUCUCGCUUCUUUGUGCGCCCUCUUUCCUUGGUUUGAAUUCCCUCCUCGAUAUUUUACGCGUACAACGACUGAAGUCUGAGUCACUAGCAACGCUCGGAAUGACUGCCAUGCACCCAUUACUAGCCCUUCUGAACUGGUCUCACACAGGUUACACUAAAGCAGAUGAUGCUGUUCAUCACACCUUCCCUCCUCAACUGUUAGACGACAUUCCUGUUCAUGAGGCUAUAGGAAGAAGUCACGAACAUUGGCAACCGUACUCGGAUUUCAUGGGCAAGCUUCUGAAAGAGCCUGCUGUACAUCCUUCGCCCCUGCCUGAUGUAAACUCUUUCCCUUUCCUUACUAUAUGGUCGGAUCCAUUGCUAUUGGGCCACCCUACUAUCCAUUUCUACGUUGGCGCUAACGGUUCACAGUCGCUAGUGCUCCGUCUCGCAGCGGCUGUAUUCCUGUUUACUCAGGAAAACAUAUAUCCCCUUGUUGCUAAAGAUGCACCAUCUUCGCUUAGUAACACGUCUUUCAACCAUCAUCUAGCAAACUACAUGUUGGCUAUCAACGUCACCCAGCAUGGCGAAACUUACAUGAUGGGCACGUUCACGUGCACGGACAACUUUAGGACACGAAGCGCCGAAGUCUUCGAACGCUGUAGGUCGGAGGGUAGUACAAUGGCGUUCCAAUACAAAGGGUGCAGUGUUGUUUCUAACACCGUGUUCGCGCAUGGCAUUUGUACUGGAAUAGAAGCCUAUGUACAAGCUACAGUACACGCUGCAUGGCUUCAUUUCGUAGCCAAUGGUACUCAAGGGAAGUAG
Messenger RNA from Coniophora puteana RWD-64-598 SS2, 1401 nucleotides. RefSeq lists its product as uncharacterized. NCBI's taxonomy places the organism in Eukaryota, Fungi, Basidiomycota, Agaricomycetes, Boletales, Coniophoraceae. The record is from RefSeq and is a predicted model, not a curated record. The transcript is spliced from 12 exons. The coding region runs from base 1 to 1401 and encodes 466 amino acids.